Molecule: messenger RNA, 2913 nt
Organism: Oncorhynchus kisutch (coho salmon)
Lineage: Eukaryota; Metazoa; Chordata; Actinopteri; Salmoniformes; Salmonidae
Product: probable G-protein coupled receptor 173
Exons: 2
Coding region: 546-1748 (400 amino acids)
Biological process (GO): G protein-coupled receptor signaling pathway
Cellular component (GO): plasma membrane
Molecular function (GO): G protein-coupled receptor activity
Source: RefSeq, a predicted model, not a curated record
UGCUAAAUAUAAAGGAAAUGGUAACACAAUAAAAUAACAGUAACGAGGCUAUGUAAAAGGAGCAAGGGUACCGAGUGGAAUAGAACUGAUGAACCCCGCGAACAGGCGAACAGCAUCCACGAAGGCAGACGCAGCCAUUUAAUUGGGAUUACUUUAAAAUCAUUCAUUCAAACAUCCAAACGUUUUUAUUUUGACGUUUUGUCGACUAGACAUGCGAUAUGAAUAUACAUUUUUGUCAUUUUCAAUAGCCUAUGACAAAUCAAAUGCGCUCCCAUCGUCCGCCAGGCAGACACAUGCAAUGUGGACCUUCACCGGACAACAACACAGACUGGCUGCAAAUUACUGGGUGCUGAAUGUAAUGGAGAAAGGACAAAUGAGUCUGUUAUGUAGAAAGGAUCCUCAGAGCUCCCUGUAAGUGGGACAGAGACAUCCACCAGGACGGACGAGAGGAGGGCUGCCUGAGGCGGAAGAGUGGCGUCGGUCAGAGAGAGAGAAGGGGUAGAAUCACCCUAGCACCCCGCCCCUAGAAUCCCAGAGCUGGAGGCAUGUCUAACCAGACCCAGAUCUUUGGCAUUGAUGGACCAGGCAGCCUGUUGGCAGUGUUGGCUUCACAGAGGGCCAGCAGCAUCAGCACCAGCAGCAGUGAAGGAAUCUCGGCUGCAGCUGUGUCCGCCUACAUCAAGCUGGUAUUCCUGGGCCUGAUCCUCUGUGUUAGCCUGGUGGGCAACCUGCUGGUGUCUCUGCUGGUCCUCCGAGACCGGGCCCUCCACAAGGCCCCCUACUUCUUCCUGCUGGACCUGUGCCUGGCUGAUGUUGUCCGCUCUGCCGCCUGCUUCCCCUUCGUCCUGGUGUCUGUCCACAACAGCUCCGCGUGGACCUACAGCACCUUCAGCUGCAAGGUGGUGGCUUUCCUGGCUGUGCUCUUCUGUUUUCACGCUGCCUUCAUGCUGUUCUGUGUGGCUGUGACUCGCUACCUGGCCAUCGCCCAUCACCGUUUUUAUACCAAGCGCAUGACAGUCUGGACCUGCGCUGCCAUCAUCUGCAUGGUGUGGACUCUGGCCAUCGCCAUGGCAUCGCCACCCGUCUUUGACGUGGGGACGUACAAGUUCAUUCAAGAUGAGGACCAGUGCAUUUUCGAGCACCGCUACCUUAAGACCAAUGACACUCUGGGCUUCAUGCUCAUGCUGGCCGUCGUGGUCCUGGCCACUCACGGUUUCUACGCCAAACUCCUGCUGUUUGAAUACAAGCACCGCAAGAUGAAGCCUGUCCAGCUAGUGCCGGCCAUCAGCCAGAACUGGACCUUUCAUGGACCAGGAGCCACGGGCCAGGCAGCAGCCAACUGGAUCGCAGGCUUCGGCCGGGGCCCAAUGCCCCCCACCCUGCUUGGGAUCAGGCAGACUUUGCACAACCAGCAGCACCGGCGUCUGAUGGGCAUGGAGGAGGUGAGGACGGAAAGGAGGCUGGGCAGGAUGUUUUACAUCGUCACCCUGUUGUUCUUGGUGCUCUGGGCUCCCUACAUAAUGGCCUGCUUCUGGAGGGUGUUUGUCAAGUCCUGCUCCAUCCCACACAGGUACCUCUCCAUCACAGUGUGGAUGAGCUUCGCCCAGGCAGGGGUCAACCCUAUCAUCUGCCUCCUACUCAAUGAGGACUUGAGGAAAGUGCUGAGGGCCCACCUGCCCACCUACAGCAGGACUAGACAACACCAACAGCUGCACCGCCAUGAGCUGUUGGUGUUCACCAUCACAUGAUGCACUACUGCAGGGGUGUCAAACAUACGGCCCGUGUGGGGGGGGGGGGGGGGGUCCAAUCCAAUUUCAAUGUACAAUGUAUUUUUAGAAAAACAUUUUUUUGAGUGGAAACAAACUCAAUAUACUUUAAAAUGACUAAAACCAUAUCGAAACUGUGUAGAAAUGAUAAUGGACCUACAUUCAUAAGGUUUCUUGACUGGGUCCAGUUAUCACCGAAAUGAAAGCUAGACAGAGCAUCGGGGAAAAAAAUAAAAAAUAUGGAUAGACUAUUUUGACGCAGAGGAAAUAUAAACCAUUUUCAGUGCGGCCCUCUGUACCUCGUUGAAGACCGAAUGCGGCCCCUGGGGCAAAAUGAGUUUGACACCCCUGCUCUACUGCAUCGAGUGAUGGUGGUGGGAUCGGUGUGUUUUGUUUGUAUUAUACUGAAAUGGCUAUCUGACUUUUUUUGUUGUUGUAAAGAUAAUGUUUAUCAGAUGCUACUAUUUUUGCAAAUGAAUUAUGACUUUGUUUCAUAUGUAAUGUACAUAUCGUGUGUACAUGCAGUAUGAGAAGCAGGUUUGUAGUAAUACUUGGUCAUUAACAUUAUCCACAGAUUCUCAUUUAUAUGGCUGAAAAUGUCAAAACUAUUAACAGUGAUUUUCUCUAGUUCAAUGGAGGGGGUUGCAACGGUCACCAAAAAAAGCAAAGCGUAGGUUAUCAUCAGCUGCAUAUGGAUAAUGCAUCUAGAUUGGAGAGAAUCUCAUGUGAAUUGGAAUAGGACCCAUAUAUUUUUUGGUAUUUUCUUUAACCAUCAGGGAACCACCAAUAUAACCUGGGCACAAGUUUGUGCCUUCUAUAUUCCAAAUUAUCAUACAAAUCUAAUGACAUUCACUAACUUAAACAAGAGCAAUGUUUGGAAUUCAGUGCCAAUGAUUUGACUUAAAUAUGUCGGAACAUUCCCUUGUUCAAAGACAACACUUUCUCAAGAUAGAGAGCAACAAAGUAGCAUGCUUUCCAACAUUUUUUUAUGGUUCCCCAGACUGAAGUUUGCAAAUGUUUGACAUUGAAAAACCAACUGAGAAGUGAAAUGGGGUAUGGCUUUGUUUUCUAAGAUAUCCUGUUGUACAGUAUUUAAAGGGAUUGUUUUUCCCCCAACUCACCAAUAAAGUCUACUUUUGAUGCAUUU